Messenger RNA from Diaporthe batatas, 1182 nucleotides. RefSeq lists its product as uncharacterized. The transcript is spliced from 3 exons. Gene Ontology annotation, biological process: DNA-templated transcription. NCBI's taxonomy places the organism in Eukaryota, Fungi, Ascomycota, Sordariomycetes, Diaporthales, Diaporthaceae. Gene Ontology annotation, cellular component: RNA polymerase III complex; nucleus. The coding region runs from base 1 to 1182 and encodes 393 amino acids. The record is from RefSeq and is a predicted model, not a curated record.
AUGGACGUCGACUCAAGCAUGAUCGACCCGGCGCUGUCUGACUCCGCGAUGGACCGCAUGCCUCCCAAAAGGGCCAAGAGCCCAGCAAGCGACGAUGACGACCCAAUUGUUGCGUCGUACAACGUCUUCCUCAAGCCCUCGCUACCCGCCCACCGCAGGGUCAUGAUCCUCGAACACCCCAACAAGUCCGACGGCAAGAAAAUGGCCCGCGCCCCGCUCGAGAUCCGUAUGAAGACCAACACGGGCAUGGUCGAGGUGGACUACCCCAUCGACUACAACUCCUUCUACGACAGGUCCAAGGGCCUCAACUGGGGAACCCACCUGCAGAAGAGCACCGAGGCCAAAAAGGGCGGCACCCACGGUCUCGCCGGCGGCUUCGGCGUCGGUGCACCUCCGCCCCGCGCGAGGCCCGGGAGGCAGCAGGACGAGGUGUUCGACCCCACCACUGACUGGGCAGAGGCGCUGAGGAAGGACUACGUCUUGCGCACCCAGACCCUGGGCGGGCAGAUGCCAGACACGAGCCAGGAGUCCAAGUACAUGGUUGGGGUGUUCUCUGGCCCAAACCUUCACCUGACACCCGCAACGUCUCUCAUCCACCUUCGCCCACAGCUCCACCACAUCGACGCCACGACCGAGCAGGAGCGCCUCGCAGCCACACGCGGCGGCGCAGGCGGCGCAGGGGCCGCCGCCACCAAGGACGUCGCGCGCGCCAUCCACAUGACGGUGAAGCAGAACACGGACGGCAGCGAGGAGAUCGUGCAGGAGACGAUGGCGGACCGGCUCAAGAAGGUGCAGCUCGAGGCCUGGAAGAAGAUGCGCUACGUGCACGAGGAGGCCAGCGACUCGUGGGCCGUCGCCGAGGAGGCCCUGUUCCUGCACCAGCCCGAACCCCCCGCCGCGGACCAGGACGCCAGCAAGGGCAAGGCGCCCGAGGCCGACCCCGACCCGCUCAGCCAGCCCGGCCUGCCGGACCUGGUCGACAAGGUGGCGCAGCUACGGACCACGUGGGACGAGGACAGCAUGCUGGAGACGACGAGCGGCAUCGAGAGGUCGAAGAACGUCAAGAUCGAAAUAUCCGACGACGAACCAGCUGCCGGGCCGGCAUCCAAGGCGAAGGGAAAAGGCAAAGCCGUUGCGACGACCACCACCGCGAAGACCACAACCAGGGGGACGGGGUCAUGA